UAAAAAGUAGAUUCCCAAAUUUAGUUGCAUCCCUUUUCGACGUCAACAUACGCACUUUUUUCAUAAGAAGCGCCAAAAUAUAUGCUAUAAUUUUGUAUCAAGAGCAAAGAACACUUUGGCCUUUGCAAAUAACUCCUGCAGUGUGUUUUGACGGCUAUAGGGAAUUGCAUUGCGAUUAACCUCAAAAACACUUGACCUUUUGUGUAGCAAAUGGUUUAAGUUGGCCAAAUUCGUAAAAAGCUACUGAAAAAGAUAACAAAAUUCUAAAUUUUCAAUAGAAAAUAUAUUAAAGACAAUUACGAAAGUACCCGAAGCGAAAAUUUAUAGAAAAAACCGAAAACUUUGAAGAUAAUAGAAAAUUGUUGUAAAAAAAACAUUAAGGUUUGAAUUACAACGGACAGCUGAGAAAGUAACCGUUAUAAGCACAUUACUGUUGGUGCACCUCAGUUGUUAUUUUAUUUUGCACUUCAUAAGUGCGAAAAGCGACUAUCAAAGACGAACGGAAGUAUGGAAACGCAACAGCCUCAACAAACCGAAAAACUCAUUGAGAAUAUGCUGGGAUUUUUAGACUCAACGAGUGAGGACGAAGACGACAGCAACAACAUGAAAGCGGAAUUGAACAGCCUUGAAGAGUCGUACGCAAAUGCUCAUGAAGAUUUUUUGCGACUUGAGGAGGAGACGGAAAACCCUUUGGUAGGGCGAAACAAAAAGGAAAGAAAAUUGAAAAGUUCAAUUGCUAAAGAAUUAACAAAAAUUAAAAAUGAAUUUCCCGUUUGGAAUGCAAAGGAGCUUUCGCCCACAUCCAAAAAGCUCACGGACCCGAUUUGGCAUCAAACCUACACUUCCGCUGGGAAAUGUGAGCCAUUAGAUGUGGAAAACGAUUGGAGUAAAAAACUGGAAUCGAAUUGCCGUCGCAGCAGCAAUACGUACGUGCAAGAAGUGAAUCGCGCUAUUUACGGUGACACCACCGGUCACCCGCCAAAUGACACCGACGAGUAUUUCCAAGCAGCACAAAACUAUGCCAUAUACGGUAAAGAUUUUCUCGACUUUCCUGAAAAUUUAACGCCACUACUCAAUGAGAAAGGCGCAUUGACACCACCGGAAGCAGUGCCAUUUGUUGCCGGCUACGGUAAUGGUUUGUAUCCCACACCACCCGUGCCACCGGAGACAACUACUGGCAUUGGCUUUUCAAAUUUCAAUAAGCAAUCAUCGGCUGCUUCGUCCACUGCUGCAGCGGCUUAUUAUCAAUUGUGUAACGGCUUGCAGCCUGCUUCCGUGCGUCCAGCUACUGGCAACGCUGCAUAUGGCAUGUUCCUUGGCAACAAAGUCACCUACGUCGCCGCUGCUCCCGCGGCACCGCCACUUGUCUACAAUCAACAUUCGUCCACUACUACGAGUUUUAUAUCGAAUAGUUUGGCCAAUGCCGCACUUGCCUCUUCGCCCACUAUUCUUUACUCGAAUCCCAUGUUGACCACGACAACUCAGCAAUAUCUGAAUACAUUUUUUAAGGAAACGCAAUAUUUAAGCGGCGCCACCUCACAGGCUAACACAGUGGGUACCACUACAGGUAUUUACGAGCGGCUUGUCUACGCACAGAUGCUGCAGCAGCAAAUCUACCAUCAAACACAGCAGCAGGCUGCCGCUGUCGCAGCGAUGUUCCAUAAAACGCGUCCCGCACGUGCCACCAACGGUGGUGGAGCAUCGCCAGUUGCUUGUGCUCCCAAUUCUGCAACACAAAAUAUGCCUCCACCAAAUAAUAUACCAGGGCUUAAUAUUUGCGGACGUCAAACAGCAAUGGCCACAAAUACCACUGACAUGCUGGUCAAACUACCACCAGCUGCAACGCCGAUUACUGCCAAUGGCAAUGAGGACAAUGUGGCUUCAUUGAACGACUAGUGGAAUUUGAAUGGCUUUCGUGAACUUUCUUGUUGUAGACUUAUGAUCUUCUCUUUUUAUUGUUAACAUUUGUCUCUAUUACUUUAAAACUUACUUGAAUUAGAAAAAAUUAAUACGUCAAAAUAAAAAUCUAACGAAAAUAAUUAAACAAAUAUGUGAAUUAACUUAGUCG
Messenger RNA from Anastrepha ludens (Mexican fruit fly), 2068 nucleotides. RefSeq lists its product as uncharacterized. The record is from RefSeq and is a predicted model, not a curated record. The transcript has 5 exons. Lineage: Eukaryota; Metazoa; Arthropoda; Insecta; Diptera; Tephritidae. Bases 508 to 1896 code for a protein of 462 amino acids.